ACAGUGAGUUCAGCUCGGACAUGUUUCGCUUUUAAGGCAAACUAGCUUCACCUCAGAACUUGUUGACAGUCUUUAGGCGUUUACAAGCACUUCUGGCUAUAGUUACAAUCAGUUCGCUCUCGUCUUUUGGACUUAUGUGUCCAAAACGUAACGCGUAAACGUUUAGCUUCGCGGACACUUAAAGUCAGUGGAUUUAAUUUUAAAUUAUUUAGUAGUUUACGGUGAUACUUCAGUAUCACCACUAACCUCUGUGGUCAGCCAUGUACAGCAUGCUGGAACACGACAUGAAGUCCGCCGUGCCACAGACUCACCAGAGCGCGCAGGGAAUGACCCAGUUGAACGGUGGAGUGACUCACGGAAUCGCCAAACCGGUUGUCAACAACCAACAACAACAGGGUAGCGAUCCUAUGGACAAAGUUAAGAGGCCCAUGAACGCGUUUAUGGUCUGGUCUCGGGGUCAGAGGCGCAAAAUGGCACAGGAGAACCCCAAAAUGCACAACUCUGAGAUCAGCAAGCGCCUGGGCGCCGAGUGGAAGCUGCUGACGGACGCGGAGAAACGGCCGUUUAUUGACGAGGCCAAGCGGCUUCGCGCGCUGCACAUGAAGGAAUACCCAGAUUAUAAAUACAAACCCCGUCGUAAGACGAAACCCGUGCUGAAGAAGGACAACCCGGCUGCUAAGUAUCCCCUAUCAGCCGGCAACUUACUGGCGGCAGCCGCGGCUCAGGGAUCAGGGGGAAGCCCGCGGAUGGACAGCUACGGCUGGGGUCACACAGGUGGCUACACUGGCAUGCAGGCGGAUGCUCUGGGUUACAGUCAGCAGCUGCACCGCUAUGAUCUGUCCGCCCUCCAGUAUCCAUCCGCCAUGGCCACCGCACAGACUUACAUGAAUGGUGCCAACUCCUACAACCCCAUGUCCUACAGCAGCACUCCACAGCAGCCCAGCCCGGUCAUGUCCAUGGUGAAACCAGACCAGGUGUCUCAUUCUCCCACCGGAGCACACAGCCACCAGCGGGGUCCUUUACAAGGAGACCUGAGGGACAUGAUUAGCAUGUAUAUCCCUGGUGGAGACACCACAGACAGUGGAGCACAGAGAGGCUAUUCCAACAUCCAACAGCAUUACCUCACCGGUACAGCACCUCUCACUCACAUCUGAUCAGGAAACUGUCAUUACCUUCCUGUUUCAGGUCUGGAGGGCCAUCGAUGUCGGUUGU
Messenger RNA from Sinocyclocheilus anshuiensis, 1212 nucleotides. Its product is annotated as transcription factor Sox-19a. Gene Ontology annotation, molecular function: RNA polymerase II cis-regulatory region sequence-specific DNA binding; DNA-binding transcription activator activity, RNA polymerase II-specific. The transcript has 2 exons. Gene Ontology annotation, biological process: negative regulation of transcription by RNA polymerase II; brain development; positive regulation of transcription by RNA polymerase II. Gene Ontology annotation, cellular component: nucleus. The record is from RefSeq and is a predicted model, not a curated record. NCBI's taxonomy places the organism in Eukaryota, Metazoa, Chordata, Actinopteri, Cypriniformes, Cyprinidae. The coding region runs from base 261 to 1154 and encodes 297 amino acids.